Messenger RNA from Linum trigynum, 2797 nucleotides. The record is from the annotation of a GenBank genome assembly. Lineage: Eukaryota; Viridiplantae; Streptophyta; Magnoliopsida; Malpighiales; Linaceae.
CUCUACCUCCAGUCCCGGCCGUCCCCCAAAACCCAACGGCAUGGUGAACGCCAUUGAUCCAGUUCCCCAAGUUCACCACGGCCACAGCCCAGAUUCCUCUCUCCAUCAUCACUACGCGCCCCGGAAAGGGGAUGCCGUGGAGGUCUGCACGGACGAAGAAGGCUUCGUCGGCGCGUGGUUCCCGGCCACCAUCAAGUUCUUCUCCAAGAAGCGGAAGAAGAAUGCCGUGGUCCGCUAUGACACGCUAGUCAGCGACGACAACAGCCGCAUUCCGCUUACGGAGUCGGUCGACCCCGCUUUCGUCCGUCCGGUUCCGCCGCCGCCGCCGCCGCCGGGUAAUGACGGAGUGAAAUAUGCCGUAAACGACGUGGUUGAUGCAUGGUAUAAGGACGGAUGGUGGUAUGGGGUUGUGAGGAAGGUUCAUGAGGGAAAUAGGUACAGGGUUUUGUUCGAUAACCCGCCGGAUGCUAUCGAUUUUGAAGCCGUGAAUCUGAGGGCUCACUUGGACUGGGUUUCCGGGAAGUGGGUUCGACCCAAGAAGAAGCGAACGUUGGAAGGGGUUUUUAGCUUGGGAACCGAGGUAGAAGUAAACUUGGAUCAAGGGAAAGUGGGUGAUGCUUGGUUCCCUGCAAUUGUCAUCAAACAGAAUGAGGACGAAACUUUCUUGGUGAAGCGUGAGAGCUGGAACAGUUGUGAUGAUGGAGAACCAAAGGUUGACAUGCAAGUUGUAGACUCUACUCAUAUGCGACUCCCUCCUUGCAAACUGCGUUGGGAUUAUGAGCUGAUGGACCCUGUGAAUGCUAAUAUCGACGGGCAUUGGCAGAAAGGAAAAAUUACUCGAGUUUGUAUUGGGGGGCGGUACACUGUCCUUUUCCCGCAGAAAAAGGAAUACAGGGAAUUUAGCUGGUGGAGCUUAAGGCCUGAUUUUCAGCGGGAUGAUGGAGGACGGAAAACUGAAUCAAAAGCUGAAUCCAAGGAAAUUGUGAUUGCUCUGAGAAGUCAAGGAGAGGUGGAUUCUCAUUAUACUGCUGCUAACAAUCUUGAACCAGCUGUAACACCUGUUAGCCCUCAUCCUUCCAAUAAUCAUCCGAAAGAGAAAACACCUAGCUCCGUUGCCACAAGGAUUGUUAUGGUGGAUGAUUCAGCUGUACAUGCUAAAAGGUCUGCCUUGGAUGACUUGACCUCAAGCAAAAAGAAGAAGUUGAAGCUAGAUAUUAUCAGUCCGCAGUUACUUCACAAAAACGUAAACGAAGUGGAAACCAGAGAGGCCUGUUUAUCUGCAACAAAGCAGAAGGAAACUUCUUCAGGUCCGGAUAAAGAAACUCUUCCUGAUCAGAUGACUUCAAAGAUGCCAAAAGAAAGAGUAACAAAGCCCGAAAGUUCUCUGGAUUGCGACCAGCUUUCUGCGGAGACUAAGAAAAGACAGGCAAACAUCCACAACCUACACUGCCAAAAAGUAGCAAUUGUGACCAGCAAUGAAGAUAGAGAUUGUAACCCAGAGGAUGAUACUAUUACAGACAGCAAUGAAGCUGGGGGUGUACAGAAAGAAGAUAGACCCCCCGUCAACUUGGGGUUGGGAGCUGUUGGUCAAUCUCCUGAAUAUGGCAAACUGAAUCCUUCGGAAAAUCAAAAGAAGGAAAGUGAGACUCCGGGAGAACUGAGCUCGGAACACAAUCAGCAAGAGAGUGGAGAAAGAAAGAGGGAAAGUCCAGGGAAAUUAUGUCUCGUACCCUCAUUGACUGAGGAUGGUAAAGGAUUGUGUGACGGGAAACAUAGACAAGUCGAUCAAGCAACCAAUCCUGUUGUUUUGCCAUUCGUGAAGAGGUCACCAGCUUGGCAAUUAUUAGAAUCCAUGGAAGUAUUCAAAAACAUGUCACAAAAACCUCAUUUUCUCCCUCUCAUGGAAUGUAGCGAGGAUUAUCGUGAAGGGACAGCAAUUGGUAUGAUGGUAACUUUCUCCAAUCUGUUUGAGAAAAUAUCCAAUCUUCGGAUCCAUGAUGCUAGGGCUUUGUUCGAUAGCACUCUCAUAAAUUUAUCUAACUUGGAGAGCCAUGGAUUUGAUGUCACUGUGCCACGAGAUCGCAUAAACAAGCUCUUGUUGAUCCAAGAACCUCUAAGCAAGUGGUUGAAUGUUGUCAUGAAUUCUGAAAAGGAGCUACACGAGAACGAUGAAGAGAGGAAAAAUCUGUUUGCCAUGAUUGAGGAGAUUGCAAAGCAGAUAUCGGCAUUACAGCAAAAAGAGGCCGAAGCCAAGGCAAAGGUGGAUGCCGAAGAAGCCAGAGCUGCAGUUGUGCGUUCACAGGUUGAUGAAAUGAAGGUGUGCAUCAACAAUGCCUGUAAUCAGUUUGAACGUGUAGCUGCCAGCCCUUGGUAUUAACCCAGAUGAAUCGUGUCCUUGGAGAUAGAUGGAAGAACUAAAUAGUUAUCUUUUAACUUCAUGAAAAUGAACGAAGGUUUAACUUGGAAGCUGAGCUAAGUGGUAGUAGCAUACUAUGUAGAUGUAGGUUUAGAUAAUAGAUCCCUCUUUUUGGCUGCUGUCUGUUUAUGUUUGCCAAAACGGUUUUGGACUCGUUGUUUAUGUACAUUGUGGUCCGAGUAACAAGCAGCGGGGACAUCAUCUAUAACCGAAUUGAUAGAUCUGAUCAUCAAGUCUAAAGUUUAAUGACAUGUUUUUCUGUAGCCUCAAUUGAAAAAGAUGUGAUCUAAGGAUUGAUUGGUUAUAGCGUAGGUAAAUCGCCAACCAGCAGAAUUGUUUUCAAGGAAACAUUUCUCAAAAUAGUAAAUUUCGUUGAAUGCU